CCCGCAGCAUGUGAAGAAAACAUGGGGAUGCCGUUAGUUUGACAUCUAACUACUGUUUAUUUAAAUUCACAACACCGAAUGCGACGUUUGUGUAGCGAGCGAAAGUGUGACUUCUAACUGGGUUAGGACUCAAAGUGAGGUAACGUUAGCCUAAAGUCAGAGCUUAGCGAGCUUUACUCGCACCCAUGCUUUUUGGGUUGUUUUACUAGCUUUUAGCCCGCUAACAGCAUGGAUAAUAACACGCAGGGAAAUGCGAUUGAGCUCCACGGAGAUGAGGAAAUUGUUGAAGUCAUCGACCUCAACGAGAUGGAGCCUGGCCCCGAUGAUUUGGCCGACGACCUGGAGGACGUUGACUUUGAAGACGCUGGAAACGCAGACGACGACGAGGGCUGGGAGACCGAGGACGAGAUGGAAGCAGAGCAAGAUGACAGCGAGCUCACCUUCUCCAAACACACAGGCUCGGUGUUUUGCGUGAGUUUGGAUCCUGCAACAAACAGCAUGGCUGUAACAGGAGGAGAGGAUGACAAGGCCUACGUUUGGAGGGUGAGCGAUGGAGAAGUUCUGUUGGAGUGCACAGGUCACAAAGACUCUGUGACGUGCGCCUUGUUCAGCCAUGACUCCUCCAUGGUAGCUACGGGUGACAUGAGCGGCAUGAUUAAAGUGUGGAAGGUAGACACCAAAGAGGAGAUCUGGUCCUUCGAAGUGGGAGAUCUGGAGUGGUUGGAGUGGCAUCCCUGCGCUCCGGUGCUGCUGGCGGGAACAGAUGACGGCAACGUGUGGAUGUGGAAGAUCCCUUCAGGAGACUGUAAAACCUUCCAGAGUUCUGCAUGCCAGGCAACCAGCGGCAAAGUCCUCCCCGAUGGGAAACGGGCUGUGGUGGGUUAUGAGGAUGGCACAGUACGCGUGUGGGAUUUGAAGCAGGGAAACGCUAUCCACGUCAUCAAAGGUCGGGACGCACACCAGGGGGCGCUGACCUGCCUCGCCUGUAACAAGGACGGCUCUCUGGUGCUGACCGGUUCAGUGGACGGCUGUGCCAAGCUCAUCAACACCGCUACAGGCAAGGUGGUCGGAGUGUUCUCCGUGGAGGACGGCAAAGCCAAAGGGUCACCAGACAAGGAAGAAUCCAACUCGGUGGAAUCUGUGGGGUUCUGCAACAUCCUGCCGCUCGUAGCUUUGGCGUAUCUGGACGGGACUCUGGCCAUAUACGACUUCUCAACACAGGUCCUGAGGCACAGGUGCCAACAUGAGGCUGGCAUCGUUCACCUGCAGUGGGAAGAGUCUUCUUCUGUGGUGUCCACCUGCUGCUUAGACGGAGCGCUGCGAUUAUGGGACGCUCGUUCCGGCAGCUUGGUGUGCGAGUACCGAGGCCACACCGCAGAGAUCCUCAACUUCACCAUCAACCGGGAAGCGUCUCUCGCAGUAACCGCUUCAGGAGACAACCAGGCCAAAGUCUUCUGCCUCCAAAGACCCGAUCGGUAAAGGGAGCAGGAAGAAAGGAGGUGGGAAGAAGAGUGGAGGAAAUGUUUUGGGAGAAAUAGCGGAGACGUCUCACGAUCAGACUUUUCGUUCUCUAAUUAUGGAGAACAGGUUUCCCUUCUCUCUUCAGGAUUUUCGAACGCGUGGUCUCGCCAUCUUAUCUGACCUGCUUUCAGUAGAAUUGCAGCAUCCAAAAAGAUGAUUUAUUUCUCUUUCCAUCAGUACUUCGGUUGUGCUUAAUUGGCAGAUGUUUAAGAUAAUUCAAGCACCGAGAGCAAACGUGUGUUUCUGGUCUUGUCUACACAGGAGUUUUUUAAUCUGAUGGUUUAAAAAACUCUCAUAAGUAUGCUCUUGUUAAAAAAUCUGACAGACUAAACAGAGGAUAAGAGUCAAAGUGUGAUGUAUUACAGUGUACUUUGCCUUCGACAUCCCUUUUUAACUUUCUGUCAAAAAUGUCUUUAGAGAUAAAACACAAGACAACAUAGAUUCA
Molecule: messenger RNA, 1966 nt
Organism: Sander lucioperca (pikeperch)
Lineage: Eukaryota; Metazoa; Chordata; Actinopteri; Perciformes; Percidae
Gene: aamp
Product: angio-associated, migratory cell protein
Exons: 11
Coding region: 229-1479 (416 amino acids)
Cellular component (GO): cytosol
Molecular function (GO): protein binding
Source: RefSeq, a predicted model, not a curated record